AUGCUUGUACCCCAGGCUGAGUAUACGGAUCCAGCUACUGCUGCCGUGUUCAGCCCACAGGAUGCCAUCCGCUUCGAAUGCAACGGGAGUCCCGGCAUCCGCCUCGAUAGGGCUCUCAAUGAGGAUUUCGGCGGCAUGCCCGAUGCAAACCUCGUUGUGCAAACGACUACGCGCAGCCAGAAGAUCUGUCUUCGCAUUAAUUGGCCCGGCUAUAGCUUUUGGUCCAACCACUUCAACGUCAAUCUGGCCUCAGGACAUCGCGAGAAAGGAAAGCUCGCAAAGUCUGUGGCGGCACAGAUUCAGCUCUGUCUCACGGAAAUGGCACGUGUACCGUGCACCUCUAAUGGCUGGGAAGUUUCGAACGUUAGACUUCAGGAUCUCAUACUCAUGGAGAUCCAACAUGUCUCCAGGGGAAGCUGGCAGCCGGUCAUCUGUCGUCGCGUUGCCUGA
Phanerochaete carnosa HHB-10118-sp is the source of this 450-nucleotide messenger RNA. RefSeq lists its product as uncharacterized. The record is from RefSeq and is a predicted model, not a curated record. The transcript has 3 exons. NCBI's taxonomy places the organism in Eukaryota, Fungi, Basidiomycota, Agaricomycetes, Polyporales, Phanerochaetaceae. Bases 1 to 450 code for a protein of 149 amino acids.